AUGGUUAUAUAUUUUUAUUUAUUUCAGUUUAAACGGAAUCUAGCUAAUGAACAAGGACGGAACGAAUUAAGAGACUCAUCUCCUCAAGACACACCGACACCCGCAACCACACUCGGUGAUAGCCUAUCCGCAUCAGCUCCUACAGCCGCCUUGGUUGAAAGCCCCAGUAUCAAAGGCGAAGACGGGCUUGAAGAUGUGUCAAAUGAGCUGGGCGAAUUUGGUGUCAAGUCUGUGAAAGAACGUGUUGAGUCGAAAGCGAAAGAAGAUUUUCCCUGUCCACCAGUUGAAACACUAUCACCACGGAAUUGCAUACGAAACCGACCUACGAGAGAAUCACCUCCUAAGGUAUCACCGAAACCUUCUUCAAAACCUCUUGGGAUUAAGAAUAGAGUUUUGAGAGACAGGUUCGAACAAUUUGCUUCCGAUUCACCCGAGCACAGUCCUAGAUCUAAAAGUUCAUCACCGGAAAAACCUAUAAAUCGAUUAUCUCCAACAAAUAAAAGCUUAAGAGACAGAUUCGAACAAUUAGCUUCUGGGCAGAGUGCUGUUGAUUCACCCGAGCGCAGUCCUAGAUCUAAAAGUUCAUCACCAGAAAAACCUAUAAAUCGAUUGUCUCCAACAAAUAAAAGUUUAAGAGACAGAUUCGAACAAUUAGCUUCAGAGCAGUGUGCUGUCGAUUUACCGGAGAACAGCUCGAGACCUAACAGGUCAUCACCAGAAAAACUUAUAAAUCCAUUGUCUCCUACAAAUAAAAGUUUAAGAGACAGAUUCGAACAAUUAGCUUCAGAAAAGAGUUCUGUUGAUUCACCGGAGAUCAGCCCUAGAUCUAAAAGUUCAUCACCAGAAAAAACUAUAAAUCGAUUGUCUCCAAAUAAAAGUUUAAGAGACAGAUUCGAGCAAUUAGCCCCAGAGCAGAGUGCUGUCGAUUUACCAGAGAACAGCCCUAGAUCUAACAGGUCAUUACCAGAAAAACCUAUAAAUCGAUUGUUUCCAAAUAAAAGUUUAAAAGACAGAUUAGAAAAAUUAGCUUUAGAGCAGAGUGCCGUCAAUUUACCCGAGAACAAUCCGAUUUCUAAAAGGUCAUCACCAGAAAAACCUAUCAAGCGAUUGUCUCCCGAUAAAACGUCCACUAGUAAUCUACAGGAUUCUCAAAAAGAAAAGGUCUUAUCCGUCUUGAAACACAACAUUCAUGAUGACACAGACGUCAUAUGCCCACUAGGAAAAGUAGCAGAGCAGCCGUUGUCAGAGAAUAUAUCUAAAGAAUUACAAACGAAGGUACCACCUUUAGAACAUAUUACCAGAACAACCAAACAGCCAAUCAUUGUAGUCCUGCCACCCGCAUCAGAAACCACAUCAACGUUGGUGGAACCCAACAUAAUAUCAACUCCAUUAGUUAAGGAAAGAGCAUCCCCGGAGGAUACUAAGCCACAGGUCCAAACUCCCGUGAAAUAUAGGAUUACACCACCCGAAAAGAAAGUAGUACCAUUGACACGGACACGGUUACGGUUAUCGCCGAGAUCAACUGUCGAUAAUCAUACUGAGACAAUAGCUAACAGGGAUACGUCAGAGAGUUUAGUAACACCGACUGAACUGAAAGGCAUCGAAUCGCCAUCCCCUUCAGCAAUAACUCCUAAAUCACGUUUCACCCGUAUAAACUGGAGCCCACCUAGAGAGGUACCAAACGGAGAUAAACCAGUGAAUAUAUGCGAACCAACCGCGUUCGUUAAACCAAGCAUUUGGAGAUCAGUAGCAGCUCCUAAAAGCCCAAAGAUGAAGAUAGAUGAAAUUGAAUUCCAGACUACUGCUGCAGCAGAAACUGAAACUGCUAACAAGGCCGAUCCCAAAAUCCCCGAGCUAACCGUAACCCAUGCUUGCUCAGAUAAUUCUGAUCCCUCAAUUGACAACGAACAAAAUGGAUAUAUUCGACAUCGAUCGACUACAAAUGGCAAGCAACACGAAUCAUCAGUACUUAAUGGAAAUGGUACAUCGCAUGUUAAGGACACUGGGAAGGUUGACAUGCUCACGGCUAAGCUUCCAACAUUAUCCGAAAUAAAGGCAGCUUUACCACGACACUGCUUCAGACCAACUGUGGCAGAGUCUAUGUAUUAUGUUGUCAAGGACAUGAUUUUAGUAGCAGCUAUGUUCUGUCUAGCUCAAUGGUUGCUAGGUUUUAAAUCGUACGUUUUGCUGGCACUUCUAACGCCGAUAUAUUGGUUUGCCCAGGGAACACUCUUCUUUUCAAUUUUCGUAUUGGGACAUGAUUGCAAUCACGGAUCAUUUUCAAGCUAUGCACUCCUGAAUGACUGCCUUGGGACCGUGCUCCAUACCUUGGUGAUGACUCCAUACUAUCCGUGGAAACUUUCACAUCGACAUCACCACAAUAACACGGGAAACAUGGAUAAAGAUGAGAUAUUUUACCCCGUUAGAGAAAAGGACAACAACAAAAAUUCAUUCCUUCCACUCUUUGGUCUCGGAUUUGGAUGGAUGGCCUACCUCUGGAAAGGAUUUGGACCACGGCCCAUGAACCACUGGAUUCCCUCUCACCCAAUAUUUGCCCGACAUCUUUUAGGGUGCGCUCUAUCGAUAGCCUCUAUUGCACUCUGGUUAGUUUGUCUUUAUUUCUACGCCUCUAAAAUGGGUUUAGGUAAUUUGUUGUAUCAUUACGCGGUUCCGGUGUUUAUAUGUGGCUGUUACAUAGUUGUUGUAACCUUCCUCCACCAUAGUGAUCUAGAACUUCCCUGGUAUGGCGAAAACAGUUGGGAUAAUGUCAGAGGCAAGUUGAGCUCAGUUGAUCGGGACUACGGUAUGAUUCAUGACGUCAUCCACACGAUUGGAACUCACCAGGUCCACCAUCUAUUUCCCGUUAUUCCCCACUAUCACCUACGGGAAGCGACCAAGCACUUCCGGAAAGCCUUUCCUCAACUUGUACAUAUCAGGAACACGCCGAUUCUUCCGGCGUUUUGGGAAAUGUUUUUUAAAUACACCAGUCAGAGUAUCGUUGCCAAUGACGCUAAAAUUCAUUACUACAAAUGAUUCCAUGAAGCGAAGGGUGAGUGUGAUACGUGAGAUGUGAUGAAAGUGAUGUCGUGACUUUUGUAUAAUGUUGAUAGGGGUGUGGUGCAGUGGGGACCAAAAAUCCUAAUCUUUAAAAGUUUUUUUUUUCUUUUUUUUUAAAAUUAAUAUUAGUAUUAUGGUAUGUACAUGAAUCGGAUUAUAUGGGCAUAUAACUCAAUGUGUAUGCAAAUUAUGUGUAAUAGUGCGAGAAAACAGGCGCAUGGAUUUGGUACUGUUUUAUUUUAGAGGAACUAUGCGUGAAGUGAGUGUCGUUUGUUAAUUUAUGAGUAUGAAGUGGUCACCGUGUAGAUUAUAAAUGAGAUUACGACCUUUCUCUGGAAUAUUACUAAGUUGUAUACCUGUUGAUAGAAGAUUAUGAAACUAUUAUUUAUUUAUUUAUUUAUUAGACAUGACGUCGGUACAUCGUGAAUUAUUUAGAUUUGCGAAAAAUGGAUCAUGUCAUAAGACUAUAGAAAAGCGUUGAAUAAUUGCAUUAUUUAUAACAAUAUAACAACACUGUUAAAGUCUUUUGAACAUUCUCGGGUGAAAAUAACAAAACAGAAAUGAACUACAUGUAUACCAAAGGUCAUAAUUAGAGCAUAAUGUACAGCUUAUAUUUUCCAUUUUCCAAAGAUUAACUCGUAAAAUGACACUUAAUGUUUAACUUGAAAUGGAAAGGGUAAUACUGACCCUUCUUUACAGCUUGUAGUGAUCCGUCUAUUAAAAGGAACAAUUGUUUCCUGAUCCGGCCGUAACAUGAAUCGCCGAUUCGUAACAUGUCGUAACAUGUAUCACGUCGGCGAUUCCUGAUCCAGCCUUAUCAACUAUCACAUCGGCGAUUUCUGUAGUGGCUCAAACAUCUAUCUUUGUAAAGUUUCUCUGCUACUUUUCCCGUCAUCCUGUUGGAUUUAUCGCAGUUGUGUUGAUCCCGUAUCACACAUUGUUGCUACCUGAUAAAUCAAACAUUUUUUAUUGCUAUCUGCAAUCACAUAUUGCUACCUGCUAUCACAUAUUAUUGCUACUUGCUAUCACACAUUUUUGCUACCUUCUAUCACAAUCUAGAUCACAGAUUACCGUGUAGGUAAUUAAUUUUAUCAGUUGUUUAUAUCCUGCUUAUCCUCAUUCGUGUCACCCCCACCCCACCCCCACCUUCCCACCCCGACCCCUUCUACCACAAAAUAUGGACGAUGUAUUUCUGACUUAUGGAAGCUAUAAAUCAUUGUAAUCGUAAUAGUUUAGGUUGAUUUCAAUGCUCUCAUGAUAGUAAAUGAUUUAUAGGAGUCAAGAUUAGAUUCCAAUACUUUUGACAGGCAUCCAAGACCGAAUGCUAAAAGUUCAGUUCGAAUAACCGUGAUUAAUUAUUCGGAUUUCAAUAUUUAUGUUGGCGCUGUGAACGAUUAACGUAGCUGUCAGGUCUGUAGCAUUCUCGUGGAUAACCAAAGAUUUUUUCACGUUGAUAUAGCAUCGUCAUUUCGGUAGAAUUAAACCAACCCUCGGAACCUCCUCUUGUGUGUGACGUCUUUUCCCUUCCGCACGUCACGUGAUUGACUUUUGACACCACGUUUUGUGGUCCAUUGUUUUGGAUCUACUCAUCCAUCGUUGUUAAGGCAAAUUUAAACGUGCAUAUUUUAAAUAUUAUUUAAAUAUUAUUAAUAUUUUAAUCAUACAUUUUUGGGGACAAGAACUGGACAUAAAGUGCUAAUCCUCUGGGUAUUGUUGUUAUUCUGGAGAGGGUUGGGGCCAAUUCAAGUACGAUCGCAGUACAUUGGGAAUACUUGUUCCCGGUUAGAUCUUCUUCAUAAGGGCAACUUUAAGUUUGAUCACAGGUCACGAGAUGUAAACAGGGCCUAGACCUAACGCUUACCCUAACCCUAACCUACAACCUUUCCAACAAUAACCUGAUUUACAUCUUAGCUACCUUGACGAGAAUUGAGUUGGCCUUAACAAACAGAUCUAGCCCUUGUUCCCCGCGCAUCGAUUACAGGACAUCCAUCUUUGAUAUGACGUCAUGUUCGGUUCCUGGUCCAUAGUACGCUCGUACUUUUUUUCUUUUUUUAUAUGAUUAUUAUAAUAUCUAUGGUUUAUAAAUUCGGUAUUUUCUAUGCACAUAAUUUCGGUACAAAUAACGCUUCAUAUAUUUGUGUUUUUUUGUAUGUUUAAUAAAUUACAAUAUAGGGCAUGAUGCUCAUGGGCCUUUACAUAUCAAGUACGAACACUUUCUAUAGAACUUUGUCGACCAGAUAUGUAAUAGGUAUCAUCGAACACCAGUUUGAAUAUGAGAUUUAAGAAGAAUGUCAAGCGAACGUGUAAUAGUUGAUAGUUUCCUGACCAUAUAAUACUUCUGAUAAAAAUACAGCGAUGGUCCACUGGAAAAACUGGAAAGGGUUAAUUAAUUUUUUAAGUAUGGAAUAGGAAAUUUAAGCGACCUCGGUAUAGGAGUAGCCUAUAGACGAUUAAGGAUUUUAUUCCAUUAACCUAUUGCGGGUAUUUGAAGGAGUCGGGUAUAUGUGUACAUGUACGUGUAUUAAAGAUGAAAGAUUUAUUCUAAUAGCUUAUUGUCUUCCUGACAUUAUGCUUUAAUUCUUGAUGUGUUUUAUUUUUAUUCCAGCACAAUGUAAUAUUUAUUAUUAUAUUUCACAAUGAAUUUUAACUUAAAAUUAAUUUAUUGAAAAUUAUUAUAUAUGUUGUAAUGACGAGGAACAUUUAUAAUAAAUGAUGAUUUUCUUGUUUUUAU
Messenger RNA from Patella vulgata (common limpet), 5788 nucleotides. RefSeq names its product nucleolar protein dao-5. Gene Ontology annotation, molecular function: oxidoreductase activity. The transcript has a single exon. The record is from RefSeq and is a predicted model, not a curated record. Bases 1 to 3033 code for a protein of 1010 amino acids. Lineage: Eukaryota; Metazoa; Mollusca; Gastropoda; Patellidae. Gene Ontology annotation, biological process: lipid metabolic process.